This is a messenger RNA of Schistocerca serialis cubense, 963 nucleotides long. It is a transcript of the gene Sec22, whose product is annotated as vesicle-trafficking protein SEC22b. Gene Ontology annotation, molecular function: SNAP receptor activity. Gene Ontology annotation, biological process: endoplasmic reticulum to Golgi vesicle-mediated transport; vesicle fusion with Golgi apparatus; retrograde vesicle-mediated transport, Golgi to endoplasmic reticulum. Lineage: Eukaryota; Metazoa; Arthropoda; Insecta; Orthoptera; Acrididae. The coding region runs from base 194 to 838 and encodes 214 amino acids. The record is from RefSeq and is a predicted model, not a curated record. The transcript has 5 exons. Gene Ontology annotation, cellular component: SNARE complex; endoplasmic reticulum-Golgi intermediate compartment; ER to Golgi transport vesicle membrane.
GUCGUGUAGAUACGUCUUUGACAGGAGUGAGCGUGGAUAUGUUUGUGUGCGAGUGAAUGUGUGGUUCCGAGUGACGUGUAUAUGUUGUGCCUAUUCAGGUGAAGGUAGAUUUUUAAUGAUGCAUUGUGUUUAAUAGCAGCAGUACUCCAUACAUUCUGUUUUGUGACGUCACCACACAUCUACUGUAGACAAAAUGGUUUUGAUGACGAUGAUAGCAAGGCUGUCAGAUGGUCUACCUCUGUCAGCAUCAAUGCAAGAAGAUGAACAGUUUGGGAGAAGCAUUCUUGAGUACCAGAACCAAGCGAAAUUAUUAUUCCGCAAGUUAAACAGCCAUAGUUUGGAGCGUUGCACGAUCGAAACAGGACCAUAUGUUUUCCACUAUCUUAUCGAAAAUGAUGUUUGUUACUUGGUAUUAACUGAGCGUAAUUUCUCAAAAAGACUGGCUUUCUCGUACUUAGAAGACCUAGCGCAAGAAUUUCAUGCUCAGUAUGGGAAGAGAGUUAAUGUUGUGCAAAGGCCUUACACUUUCAUUGAAUUUGAUACAUAUAUGCAAAAGGCUAAGAAAAUGUUUACUGAUGCGAGAACACGCCGUAACCUUGCUGCACUUAACACAGAGCUACAGGAUGUUCAAAGAAUUAUGGUGCAAAAUAUAGAUGAUGUUCUGCACAGGGGUGCAGUAUUGUCUGAUUUGGAUACAAAAGCAAUGAACUUACAGCUACAUUCCCAAAAAUAUAAGAAAGACGCCACUCAUUUAAAUGCAAGAUCAAUGUAUGUGAAAGCUUUUGGUGUUUGUGUUUUGAUUUUCCUUGUGAUAAGUUAUUUCUAUAUAUUGUACUAGUUCACAUACAAUUAUUUGUGCAAUAGAUUAUACCGAAUACCCUUCAGAUUGAAUAUGUAUUCUGUUGUUAAUAAAUAAUUUUUCACUGUGAUUUAAAUUUAAAAUAAAUUUUUAUGUCUGAGACA